AUGGCGAUGUGGUCUGAGAGAAUCUUCCUGUUGCUUCUCUUUUCCAUUUGCGCCUCUUCUGAUUUUCUGGAAAAUCCAGACUUCGAAUCACCACCAUUAAACUCAAAUGCAAGCUCUAGCGAGUUUGUGUUGCUGGAUCAGAACACUACACUCCCUGGAUGGACAUUCCAAGGGACAGUGCAAUACGUUACUUCACUUGAUCUGCCUGAUACCGGACAUAGGAUUCAGCUCGGUGAAGAUGGCAAGAUCAAUCAAACAUUCAUAGCCAAAGGCGACGAUCUCAACUACAUCCUCACAUUUGCUCUCAUCCCCGGAGGCAAGAACUGUUCAAGCUCUGCUGGUCUCUCUGUCUCGGGGCCAGACAGCAACGCCGUUUUCUCUUACAGGCAAGACUACAGUAAGGUUCCAUGGCAGAGUUACAGCCAUAACUUGGGUCGUUGGGGAAAUGGUGAGCCUAUCAACCUCGUUCUUGAAAGCCAGACUAUAGAUUCUGAUACAAACUCCACAUGUUGGCCAAUCAUUGACACGUUGCUCAUCAAGACUGUUGGUGUCCUUGUCCAAGACAGUGGUAACCUCUUAACCGAUGGUGGAUUUGAAGCUGGACCGGGUUUCUUAACCAACUCAACCGAGGGAGUUCUGAUUGACGCUGUGCCAAGUCUAAUCCAGUCACCACUAAGGCAGUGGUCUGUGAUAGGAACAGUCAGAUACAUAGACUCGGAGCACUUUCAUGUCCCAGAAGGCAAAGCCGCAAUAGAAAUUCUGGCUCCAUCUGGCAUACAGACAGCGACAAGAGACACAAGUGAAGGUUCGAGAUACAACCUCACAUUUACUUUAGGAGAUGCCAACGAUGCUUGCAGAGGACAUUUCGUGGUGGGUGUUCAAGCUGGAUCCACAGCUCAAAACUUCACGCUGGAGAGCAAAGGGACUGGCUCUGGUGAGAAGUUUGGGUUAGUAUUUGAAGCAGACAAAGCUGCAGCACAGAUAAGUUUCACCAGCUACACGGUUACAAUGACAGAAGAUGAUGUUCUUUGUGGUCCUGUGAUUGAUGAAGUGAUGGUACAUCCACUUGGUGGAACAUCCUCAGUAAAACCCACAUGGCUGCUUCUUAUUUUCUCUUUGUUGUAUGUCGCACUUCUCUGA
Molecule: messenger RNA, 1140 nt
Organism: Microthlaspi erraticum
Lineage: Eukaryota; Viridiplantae; Streptophyta; Magnoliopsida; Brassicales; Brassicaceae
Source: the annotation of a GenBank genome assembly